This is a messenger RNA of Somion occarium, 1545 nucleotides long. The record is from the annotation of a GenBank genome assembly. NCBI's taxonomy places the organism in Eukaryota, Fungi, Basidiomycota, Agaricomycetes, Polyporales, Cerrenaceae.
GCGUGAGAAAAGCGCCGGCGCCUACCACUGACAGUAUUUUUGGCCGCCACUGUACAUAUGCACCCACAACCGAGGACGUGGGAGUGUGGCUGUGUAGUUCAAGUGCAUGCAAGCCAACCGUAACAAAGGUUUAUUGUUCCACAGUAUGGAUCCAAAGGAUCUCUUACUUGUGUCCCCUCACUGAUUCCCAAUCCAAUGUUGCCGGAUACUCAAACUACGUCCAGCGGAACAUCAGUGUCGGAAACCCAUAUCACGCAUACUCGCGACCAGCUUGGUCUCGCAGAGGUCUACUGGAGGGAUCGUCAAGUAUGGCUGGAGGCACAAGGCUACAUGCUUCGGCCUCGAUACCACCCUAAUUGGGUUCCUUCGUGGAAAGACAAAUCGAAUCCUGACCUUUUCCGCAUUGAAGAUAGUCGAACACUUGGCAAAGGUGAUCGCGUUAUUGAUGCCACCAGGAUUUCUGAUGGCCAGAUGGUCAUGCUAAAGCGAAUAUCAACCCAAGCACAUCCCUUUGAAGUCGAAAUAACCAAAUACUUCUCCACCGAACCUCUAUCCUCACAUCCGAGAAACCAUUCUGUCCCGCUUAUCGAUGUUCUUCGAGUACCUGAUGAAGAUGACACUGUAAUUCUAGUGAUGCCCCUUCUGCAUAGAUAUGAAACACCUCGUUUUCUAACAGUUGGCGAGUGUGUCGAGUUCUUUAGGCAGAUCUUUGAGGGUCUACAAUUUAUGCACCAAUGCCACGUCGCACACAGAGACUGCAUGAACCUCAACAUCAUGAUGGACCCAAAACCUUUAUUUCCGGACAUGUAUCACCCCAUAUCUGUUCGAAUGAAGAAGGACCUGUCUGGUACCGCAAAGCACUAUACGCGGACUGCGCAUCCGGUCAAGUACUACUUCAUUGAUUUUGGCAUCUCGCGCAAAUACAGUCCAGAUAAUCCUCAUCCGUUGGAGCCUCCCAUUCGAGGCGGGGACAAGACAGUACCUGAAUUCCAGCGUUCACACCAACCUCGAGACCCGUUUCCGACCGAUAUCUAUUACUUGGGCAACCUUAUUAGGGAAGAUUUUCUGGAGAAGACCAUUGGUGUCGAAUUUAUGGCACCUUUGGUGGCUGAUAUGAUGCAAGCCGAUCCAUCAAAGCGACCUACUAUCGACGAGGUUGUCCAGCGCUUUGAAGACAUACGUCGCUCGCUACGCUGGUGGAAGUUACGGUCUCGUCUGAUAGAGAAACGAGAGCUUGGAUAUCUCAUCACCUUCAGAUCCGUUAAGCAUUACAUCCGAACUGUAGCUUACGUUCUCACUCUCAAGAGCGCAGUCCCCACUCCUCGUACCUGGCCUUCGUAUAUAUAGUUAGCUUGUUCUCGCUUCUACCUUCGCAUCUAUAUUGCUUUCAUUGCUUGUAUACCCUCUUGCUUCGUACGGGACUCGCGUAUUACCCGGGCCCUUAUCCACUGAUCUGUAUUCAUCGUGAAUCCAUCUUUUGUCUCGAUCAAUGGUCGCAAUCAUUUCCGCAUCAACCAUGCAGCAACUUGAGUGUCUUGGAGUCGU